AUGGUGCUGGGGGCUGAAUGGGGAGUGGGCUGGCUAGGGUCACAUGGAGACUGCAGAAAACAGGAAGGACAGAAACAAAGAGGCCUAGGGAAGCCAACCUGGGGACUGCCGCGGGCGAAGAAGAGACUCCUGUGGCGGGUCUUCCUGUCUGCAUUUGGUUUCUUAGGCCUGUACCUAUACGGGCUCCGUAUUCUCAGGCACUUAGAAGUCUUCAUCCCCAUGGGCAUAUGCCCUCCAGCCACCGUGCCUCUGCUCAGGGACAAUUUCACGGGUGUUCUGCGCCACUGGGCCAGGCCUGAAGUCCUGACCUGUACCUCUUGGAGAGCCCCAAUUAUUUGGGAUGGCAUGUUCGACCCACUUGUAGCUGAGCAAGAGGCGAGACGGCAGAACCUCACCAUCGGACUGACUGUCUUUGCUGUAGGCAGGUACCUGGAGAAGUACCUAGAACGCUUCCUGGAAUCGGCAGAGCAGCACUUCAUGGUGAACCAGAGCGUUGUGUACUAUGUGUUCACCGAUCGCCCGGAGGCAGUGCCCCACGUGACCCUGGGCCAGGGUCGCCUGCUGAGGGUAGAACCUGUGCAGCGAGAGAAGCGCUGGCAGGACGUGUCCAUGGCGCGCAUGCGCACGCUACACGAGGCUCUCGGAGGGCCGCUGGGCCGAGAAGCUGACUAUGUGUUCUGCCUGGACGUGGACCAGCAUUUCACCGGUAACUUCGGGCCGGAGGUGCUGGCCGAUUUGGUGGCACAGCUGCAUGCCUGGCACUACCACUGGCCGCGGUGGCUGCUGCCCUACGAGCGGGACAGGCGAUCCGCUGCCGCGCUGUCGUUGGGGGAAGGGGACUUCUACUACCACGCCGCGGUGUUCGGGGGCAGCGUGGUGGCGCUGCGCAAGCUGACGGCCCACUGUGCGCUUGGCCAGCAGGUGGACCGUGAGCGCGGCGUCGAGGCGCGAUGGCACGACGAGAGCCACCUCAACAAGUUCUUCUGGCUGUACAAGCCCACCAAGCUGCUGUCUCCCGAGUUCUGCUGGGCCCAACAAAUCGGCCGGAGGACAGAGAUCCACCACCCUCGGCUGCUCUGGGCACCCAAGGAGUAUACACUGGUGCGAAACUAG
This is a messenger RNA of Psammomys obesus (fat sand rat), 1113 nucleotides long. RefSeq names its product alpha 1,3-galactosyltransferase 2 (gene A3galt2). The record is from RefSeq and is a predicted model, not a curated record. Gene Ontology annotation, molecular function: hexosyltransferase activity. Bases 1 to 1113 code for a protein of 370 amino acids. Gene Ontology annotation, cellular component: vesicle; Golgi apparatus; membrane. The transcript is spliced from 5 exons. Gene Ontology annotation, biological process: carbohydrate metabolic process. NCBI's taxonomy places the organism in Eukaryota, Metazoa, Chordata, Mammalia, Rodentia, Muridae.